AUGGCGUAUGCAUUUCCGCUCCCCUCUGAGCACGGGGAGCUACAACACCAUCAAGGGUAUGUCGCAGCCGCUCCCAGCAAGGAAGCUGCCGGAGCUUUCACUUUUGAUCGAGUGUUUGAUAUGAACUCUCGCCAAAGUGAUGUCUUCGAAUUCUCCAUUAAACAUACCGUCGAUGAUAUUUUAAACGGUUACAACGGAACGGUCUUUGCCUACGGGCAGACGGGUGCGGGAAAAUCGUAUACCAUGAUGGGCGGAGAUAUUGACAAUGACGUUUCGAAGGGUAUUAUUCCACGAAUUGUGGAGCAGAUUUUUGCGUCCAUUUUAACCUCGCCGGGAAACAUUGAGUAUACUGUUCGAGUGUCGUACAUGGAAAUCUAUAUGGAGAGAAUUCGUGAUUUGCUGAACCCGGUUAACGAUAAUCUACCUGUGCACGAGGAGAAGAAUCGCGGAGUAUAUGUGAAGGGACUACUCGAAAUUUACGUUUCCAGUGUUCAAGAGGUCUACGAAGUUAUGAGACGGGGUGGUUCAGCAAGAGCAGUAGCGGCAACGAACAUGAAUCAAGAAUCUUCUCGAUCACAUUCUAUAUUCGUCAUCCAAAUCAAUCAGAAGAAUGUUGAGACCGGGUCGCAGAAAGCAGGUUACCUGUACUUGGUCGAUCUUGCGGGUUCUGAAAAGGUUGGGAAAACAGGUGCUUCCGGACAGACACUUGAGGAGGCAAAGAAAAUCAACAAGUCUCUAUCGGCUUUAGGAAUGGUUAUUAAUGCCUUGACGGACGGAAGAUCGACUCACGUACCCUAUCGUGACUCGAAGCUUACCCGUAUUUUGCAAGAGUCUUUGGGUGGUAAUUCACGUACUACUCUCAUUAUCAACUGCUCGCCCUCUUCUUACAAUGACGACGAAACACUAUCUACCCUUCGUUUCGGUAUGCGGGCCAAAUCCAUUAAGAAUAAGGCGAAAAUCAAUGCGGAAUUAUCACCGGCAGAGCUUAAAGCUUUACUUAAAAAAGCACAACAUCAAAACCUCACUUAUACAGAGUAUAUCGAAUCAUUGGAGGGUGAGGUGAUAACUUGGCGACAAGGGGAGGCGGUUCCAAAGGAAAGAUGGGUUCCUCCACUAAAAGUAGAAUUGCCGAAAAGGGCAGAGGCCAAAGGUCGCCCAGGACGACCGGAUACACCUUCGAAGCUUGCUACUUCGGAAUCUCAAGCUCCAUCACGGCCUGAUAGUCGUAUUGAUGUUAGAUCUUCUACCCCGAUAACCCUCGACAAAGAUGAGAGAGAUGAGUUUUUAAGAAGGGAAAACGAAUUGCAAGAUCAGUUAGCAGACAAAGAAUCGCAGUUGGCGGCCACUGAUAAGACACUAAGUGAUCUUAAAGAGGAAUUGGCCUUCCUGAAGGAGCAUGAUUCCAAGACCGGUAAAGACAACGAAAAAUUGGCCGGGGAGGUCAACGAGCUAAAGAUGCAGUUGGAAAAGGUUUCUUUCGAGAGUAAAGAAGCACAGAUCACCAUGGAUGGACUGAAGGAGGCUAACGCUGAAUUAACUGCUGAAUUGGAUGAGGUCAAGCAACAUCUUCUGGACGUCAAGAUGUCGACAAAGGAGACGUCAGCGAUGUUGGAUGAGAAGGAGAAAAGGAAAGCAGAGAGAAUGGCUAAGAUGAUGGCAGGAUUUGAUCUUGGUGGGGAUGUCUUUUCUGAUAAAGAGCGCAUGAUUCGGGAAGUCAUCGAGAGAUUAGAUCUUCUGGAAGAAAACUCAGCUUCCGGCGAAGAGAUAACGAGAGACGAUUUGAAAGAAUUGCGUGCCAAGCUCCUUGAGACUCAAGGGAUCAUACGACAGGCAGAGCUUUCACUCAACGAGCGUUCAGAUGAGCAAGAAAUAGCGCAUAGACGUAGAGAAGAGUUAGAGAAGAGGCUCUUGGCAGUCGAGAGGGAAUACGAAGAGCUGCUCGAAAAGAAUUUGACAGACGAUGACAUUGCAGACGUCAAAGGUAAAUUAGAACAGGCGUACCUCAGCAAACAGAGCGUUGAGGUGCAAAUGCUAGAGGAUUUGAAGAGGGAGGUAGCAAAGAAGAGUGAGGACAAUGAAAAAUUGAAGGCAUCAGUGGAGGAAUUACAAAGGAGAGCGAAGUCAGGUGGAGCGCCCAAUGGUUCUUUGGCUGCUCUUCCAAACGGAAAAACUGUGGCACAGCAGAUUGCAGAGUUCGACACUAUGAAGAAGUCACUUAUGCGUGACCUUCAAAACCGAUGUGAAAGGGUUGUCGAGCUAGAAAUCAGUCUUGACGAGACGCGGGAGCAAUACAACAACGUACUCCGGUCGUCAAAUAACCGUGCGCAGCAAAAGAAGAUGGCGUUCUUAGAGCGAAACUUGGAGCAACUCACACAUGUUCAAAGGCAGCUUGUUGAACAGAAUAGCAGCCUCAAGAAGGAGGUUGCUAUCGCCGAGCGAAAGCUUAUUGCACGUAAUGAGCGGAUACAAAGCUUGGAAAGCCUUCUCCAAGACUCCCAAGAGAAGUUGACGGCAGCUAAUCAUCGGUUCGAGGCUCAACUCACAGCUGUCAAAGAACGAUUAGAAGCUGCCAAGGUCGGCACACGAGGCCUUGGCAACGCUUCAAGUUUCAGUCUGCAAGGCUCCCGUAUCGCCAAGCCACUACGAGGCGGUGGAGGGGGUGAUGCGAACGGCUCGGUCCCUGUACUCUCAGGAGUUCAAGGCUCAGCGGCCCAGCAAGAAACCCAACAGCCCAAAAGAUCGUCAUGGUUUUUUGACAGGAAAUGA
This is a messenger RNA of Morchella sextelata, 2766 nucleotides long. RefSeq lists its product as uncharacterized. Lineage: Eukaryota; Fungi; Ascomycota; Pezizomycetes; Pezizales; Morchellaceae. Bases 1 to 2766 code for a protein of 921 amino acids. Gene Ontology annotation, biological process: microtubule-based movement. The transcript is spliced from 5 exons. Gene Ontology annotation, molecular function: ATP binding; microtubule binding; microtubule motor activity. The record is from RefSeq and is a predicted model, not a curated record.